Messenger RNA from Cladocopium goreaui, 2037 nucleotides. NCBI's taxonomy places the organism in Eukaryota, Dinophyceae, Suessiales, Symbiodiniaceae. The record is from the annotation of a GenBank genome assembly.
AUGUCCCUUGCAAAUUUGUCGUUUCCCAUACAUGAGCUGACCUGGGAGCACUACUGGGUGGUCAUGGAAGAACUUGGGCUUUCUGAGACAGAAACCACGGAGGUGCUGACAAAGGUCUUGGGACCAGCUGAUGAUGAAAACAAUGAUGAACAACCUAUGAAGAAGCCAGCCCGCAAGACACGUGCCCGGGCAUCAUCAGCUAAGGGCGCUACAGUUACGAAAUCCCAGCCAGCUGUCCCAAAGAAGAAUGCCAAAAGGCCUUCAUCGGCUAGCGGUGUCCAAGAGACAGAGCCUAAGGUGCCGAAGACGGGAAAGGCAAAAGCUGGUCCAAAACCUGCUGUGAAAACUGCCGCAAAGUCAAAGGUGAAGCCCACCAUCACCAAGACACCCAAGACACAAAAAGCAACUGCAGCAGAUGAUCAGGCUGGGGGUGAAGGUGAACCUACUGUGCCUGCACCUGCAGUCACCCGUGUGCGAAAACCUCGGGUGUCCCAAGAGCCCUUGGAACCUGUCUUGAAGCUGCCUGACAAGAAACCUAGGGUCGAAAGUGAUGUACCUGCAGCUGGCCAUCAUGCUCCUGCACCUGUGACUACGCCUGUACCCGUUGGUGGUUUGCCUAGCCCGGUUCAGCCUGACGAAUCCCAGUCCCAACGAACAACUUGGUCGUGCGGAACUUUGCAGGCCGGCUUGGAACUGCUCAAGGCCCAAUGUCCUUCGAAGCCCAAAGAUGUUGACUCCAUCUCUGAAGCGACCACGUUGCCGCUUGGUGGAAGCCAAGAUCAGUCAACUGAGUUGGCAUUGGCGUUGGAGCGUAUCAAAGCUUUGGAAGCUCAAGUGAUCGCUGCAGGAUCAAGCGCCAGUGAGCCUGGAACUUUACGUCGCUCUGCCCCUUUGACGCCGGCAUCCUUGGAUGCUGCUGAGGUGCCUGCGCCUGCAGUGCCACUUCUGGAAGUGGAAACUUUCUCGGAGCAGUUUCAAGAUGCUCAGAGCCCGAUUCCUGAUACCCCUUAUGAGCCAGAUCAACCUGACACCAUUGAGGCUACACAAGUGGAUGGAGAUGGAAGUGAGAAGCAGCCUUCUGAGGCUCGCAGUAUCGUGGUGGAGCCGGCAGCCAAAGACAUUGGGGCUGAGAGGGAGGCACUGCUCAAGAAUGCCUUGCCAACACCUCCUGGUGCUGUGAGUCCUGUGGCAGUUCACGAGCCUCAUGAUUGGAAAAGGUCUCCUGACCCCAUUGCCCAUGCUGAGAAGCUUUGCGAAGAACUGACGGAAACUCAGAUGAAUGAUCUGAUGGGCAAGUACAGCAGUGUAGCCAGCUCGAAAGGCGAUGUGGGCCUGAUCAGACCUGAUCAGCUUGAUGAGGCUUCCAGGAUGUCCUUCUUCGAAACCUUGGAACAGAUGGUUUUGAUGAAUCGGAAGACACUUUCAAUGGACAAGGUGGAUGUCGUCAAGGUCAAGCCCUCGGCUGCACCAUGUCAGGCUAGCAACCUGAAAAUUGCUGCCCCGGAAGCUUCGACUGGUGGAGUCCCUGAAGCUGUGCAGGCCCCAGCGGUGCCUGAACCUUCAACUGGUGGGCUUCCUGAUCCAGUGGGGUCUGUCCCGGAAUGUGGAGGGUCUGGUGCAGUCCCGGAACCCGUGCAACCUUCAAGUGGUGGUGGCCCUGACCAAGCUUUGGCCGUUCCAGCCCCGACUGUAGCACCAAGCCAACAUGGUGCUGCCGAAGCUGCAGCCACUGCUCCUCCUGAAGGUGGAUCGAUGCAAGUGGUGCCUCACUCUUCGCAGAACCGUGAGUUGGAGCUUGCUGGCCUGCAGGCACUUAUGAGUGCUCAAAAAGGGAGGGAGGCAGCUCAGCUUGAGCAAGCCCAACGUCUGCAGCCUAGGGUUGCGGUGACGGCUGCAACUGAGAAGCUUGAUUGGACUACGCACAAGAAAGAAGGAAUGCGACUUAAAAGGCUCUUGGAGGACAGCUCUGAAGGUGCGCGAUUCCCUCACAUGAAGAAGCUCUUCAAUGAGGGCUCCAAGGAGGACUGGGUACGGUGA